This is a messenger RNA of Stegastes partitus (bicolor damselfish), 2124 nucleotides long. It is a transcript of the gene stxbp4, whose product is annotated as syntaxin binding protein 4. Gene Ontology annotation, biological process: insulin receptor signaling pathway; regulation of insulin secretion involved in cellular response to glucose stimulus. Gene Ontology annotation, molecular function: syntaxin binding. The coding region runs from base 1 to 2124 and encodes 707 amino acids. The transcript has 20 exons. Gene Ontology annotation, cellular component: cytoplasmic vesicle. NCBI's taxonomy places the organism in Eukaryota, Metazoa, Chordata, Actinopteri, Pomacentridae. The record is from RefSeq and is a predicted model, not a curated record.
AUGCCAUUUCUCCCCCAGGACGCCGAGCGCUUCGAUGGGCUGUCUCUGCUCUACUGGACCAUCAUGGGCCCCCACGGCAUCAACCGGGCCGUCCAGAGGCUCGAGUUCUGCGACUGCAAGAAGGGACUGGGUGUGAAGGUGAUCGGAGGCUACAGGGAGCUGACCGGGGAGGAGUUCGGCAUCUACAUCAAGCGGGUCAUCGCCGGCGGGCUGGCGGCGCUGGACGGCCGGCUUAAGUCAGGUGACCUGAUUCUGGACGUCAACAACAUCAGUCUGAUCGGGGUGACCAACGACAGGGCGGUGGAGAUCCUGAGGACGGCGUCGCUCUCCAAUCACAUGUCGCUGCUGGUCGCCAGAGACGACGAGUCCAGGAGGGAGUUCGCUGAGCUGAUGGAGAAGUACGGCUCCAACAACGUCAGCGCUUCAGGACGGAUCUCACCGACGCAGCUCUCCACAGGGAAGCUGACGGACACGGCUUCGUCCUCCUCGUCCUCCCGCUCCGAGAGCCCCCAGCUGCUGAGCCCAAAAGAGGGCGUCACCGCCUACAGCCAGGCCUCCACCUACACCGCCAACCACCAGUACGCCGUUGACAGCGUCAUUCAGCUGAUCUGCGUUGCCAAGGGAACAGGCCUGGGGCUUGUCAUCAAGGGAGGAGCCAACCGUGCCGAAGGACCAAUGGUGUUCAUUCAGGAAAUAGUGCCUGGAGGAGACUGCCAGAAGGACGGCAGGCUGCAGGUCGGCGACCAGCUGGUCUCCAUCAACAAGGAGUCUCUGAUCGGAGUGACGUACGAGGAGGCCAGAAGCAUCCUGACCAGAACCAAACUCAGACCCGACCCCACGGUGGAGAUCGCCUUCAUCAGGAGGAGGUCUUCCUCCAGCUCCAGCAGCGGACCACACAGUCCCAUCUCCCUGCAGGGCUCCGGGGGAGGAGGAGGACCCCAGGCCAGAGCUCCAGGCCUGGGCACCACCGCCACCGGACCUCCACAGCCCACCGUGGUCACCAAGAUCACCUCCAGCAGGAACCCAGCCAGCGAGACCCUGCCCACAGUCAACGUCACCCAGGUCCGAGUGUCUCCAGGUAGAACAGAACCGACUCAUGUUUCUCCAGCAGCAGAGAGUCACAGCAGCGCCGAGAACAACACCGAUGGCAGCAGCGUUCAGCCCCCUCAGAGGAAACCGUCCCUUCGCCUGCGACUGGAGCGGCUGGAGCAGGCUCUGGAUGCGAUCGGACUGAAACCCGCCGAGGCUCAGCGGCAGGCGCUGCGGUCCAGACUACGAGCCGACCCGGCCGGAACCGUCGCCUUCACAGACUUUGAGAACCUGACCAGAGAACUGUUCAAGCCUCAGCUGGAGGAGCUGUCCGUCAGCCAGCCCGGCUCCAGGUUCACCUCCGACGAGCUGCUGGUGCUGCUGGAGUCACCGUCCAACCCGCUGCCGUCCCUGUCGGACUCGGAGGACCUGGAGGAGAUGGAGAGGCUGAGGAAGGAGCACAUCGAGGCUCUGAGGGAGAUCAAGAGGCUGCAGGAGCAGCUGGUGGAGUCUCAGCGAGUUCACCAUCAGAUGGAGGAGGAGCUGAGCAAAGUCAAACAGGAGGCGAAGGUGGGAGCCGAGGAGAGCCGGGCCCUCCGGACUCGGAUCCAGGUGGCCGAGGAGGCCCAGAAACAGGCCCGGGGGAUGGAGAUGGACUACGAGGAGGUGAUCCACCUGCUGGAGGCCGAGAUCGCAGAGCUCAAGACCCAGAGGGUGGAGCAGCCGGCGCCGGCCAAUAAGGCGNUCUUUUUCUGCUCUGGAGACGUUAAAGUCGGUCCGUCCUCUCAGAGCGCCGCUUCUCGCCACAAGAAGAGUCCGUGGACGGCGGCCACGCUGGCUCAGGAGGCCAAGGACCUGACCCGCACGGUUCGGGCGGUUCUGGAGUUCGACUGUCUUCCUUACGGCUGGGAGGAGGCCUACACCGCCGCCGGAGUCAGAUACUACAUCAAUCACGUGACCCAGACGACGUCGUGGAGUCUGCCGGAGACGAGCCUCCUGGUUCCGUCGCCGCCGCCGGAGGCCUCGGAGCCGGACGGAGAACGGGACGGCGAACAGGACCGCAGAACCAACCCGUCCAUCGAGACCGAGAUGUAG